Sycon ciliatum is the source of this 1050-nucleotide messenger RNA. RefSeq lists its product as uncharacterized. NCBI's taxonomy places the organism in Eukaryota, Metazoa, Porifera, Calcarea, Leucosolenida, Sycettidae. Bases 1 to 1050 code for a protein of 349 amino acids. The transcript has a single exon. The record is from RefSeq and is a predicted model, not a curated record.
AUGGGUGUGUCCACCCGUAUUCUUUUCACAGAUGAAGCUGCAGGAAGCCUCAGCCCUUCUUCAUAUCUUCUGCAGCACAAAACCUUGCAGGUUCGAUUGCCGGGAACGGAUGGCAUUAAGUUCAAAACCGACAGAGGCACCCCACAGGGGGACUCAUUAUCUCCUGUGCUAUUCAUCGUGUAUCUAGAAGCGGCCCUGCGGGACGUGCGAAAUAUCUUACCGAUCCGGCCACAACUCGACAUCGACCUGCACCUCCCAACUGACACAUCAUAUGCUGAUGAUGUUGACUUUCUGUCAUCUAGGGGAGCUGACCUCCAAUCAUGCCUCCCUGUUAUUGGGGACACCUUAAAGCAAUGGGAUUUGACAGUUAACUCCGCCAAGACAGAAUUCACCCAUAUCGAGAGGUUCAGCGACUGCAUUGCAGAAGAAUGGAGGCUGACCCGGAAGCUGGGAUCGCUACUGGGUGACAGGGAAGAUGUAUCUCGGCGUAUGCAGCUGGCCACAGGUGCGUUUCAACGGCUUUGGGCACUGUGGGUGAGAGGCUCGCAGGUGAGAGAGAACAGACGUGUCAAGCUAUACAAUGCAUUUAUCACACCAAUACUUCUGUACAAUUGCUCAACAUGGGGAGUCCCAAGCAAUGUCAUCAAGCGAUUGGAAGCAUUCCACAGACGUCAAUUGAGAACAGUCGUCGGGAUCAAGUACCCUCAAGUCAUCAAAAAUAGCGAGCUGUAUAAACGCACCAACUCCCAGCCCCUUGGGGAAACCGUUGUGAGAGCGAGGUGGCGGCUCUUUGGCCAUGUCCUGAGACUAAACGACGAUGUACCAGCACGCGUUAUGAUGGCAGCAUACUUCGAAAACCCAAGUUCCGCUGCCACCUGGCGGGGCCGGCCACGUACCACUCUGCCACUGAGUCUGCACCAGGACCUGCAGCGUAUCGGGGGGUCGCUCAAGAAACGCGAGGAACUUGAGAACCUCCAUGCCAUCUCCCAGUCACGACAAGACUGGAAAGACCUAUGCAGCAAUGUGAUAAAAGCAUACAUCAAAGCCUAA